AUGGCGUUGCCAAAGCCUCCUCAGGCGGCCCGGCAUGCGGCUGUUUCUCUCUCUGCUGCCGAGGCAUUGACGCCGCUGAUCCAAUCCACAUACACGACCCCAACCCUCAAAUUCUACCUCAAUGGGAACAAGGUCGAACUUGACAGCCCAGACCCUCAUUGGACUUUACUCGACUUCAUCCGCGCCCAGCAUGAUCUCAAAGGCACAAAGCUCGGCUGCGGUGAGGGCGGCUGUGGAGCCUGUACCGUUGUCCUCAGUUCGCCCAAAGUUUCCCCCAGGACUAAGAAGAUCGAGUAUCUCGCUGUCAACGCGUGCCUGUUUCCACUUGUCGGUGUUGACGGAAAGCACCUGAUCACCAUCGAAGGCCUCGGCACUGUCGACAAACCCCACCCUUUGCAGGAGCGUAUCGCGAAGCUACAUGGCUCGCAGUGCGGCUUCUGCACGCCGGGAAUCGUCAUGUCUCUCUACGCCGUAGUGCGGAAUGCUUAUAAUCCUGAAACCAAACAGUUCGAUCUGACCGAGGACACCAUCGAAAGAGAAGGACAUCUCGACGGGAAUCUCUGUCGAUGCACAGGCUACAAGCCAAUCCUACAGGCAGCCAAGACGUUCGUUACGGAGGACCUGAAGGGCAGAUUGGCUCCGGAGAAGGCGUCCUCGAAAUCCAACGACAUUGAGAUUGAUCUUACAGAUGCGUCCCCGAAAGCUGGUUGCGGAUCCUCAGCGAAGGGCUCGUGCGGAAGACCAGGUGGUUGCUGCAGGGAUAAGAGUCCAUCGUCAAGCAGCAGCAAUGACUCCGACAGCGAGAAAUCAACCUCGGCUUCUUCAGCAUUGACUGAGCCGGACGCACCUCUCCCAACUGCCAAGGUCACGGAUCAGCCUGGGACGGACUUGUUGGCGAGCGGCACGGCCUACGCGAAACCCUUGAAAUCCAGGGAGCAUGGCCCAGAGGGAACGAAGGUCGAGACAGAGCUUCCUGCACCCUUGGCCGAAUCCCGAAAGGGUGUUCCACGAUUCACCUUCAAGCCUUACCAACCAGAUACCGAACUCAUCUUCCCGCCGGCUCUCUGGAAGCACGAAAAGCGACCGUUGUGCUUUGGAAAUGACAGGAAGAUUUGGUUCCGACCUACCACUCUUGAGCAAUUGAUUGAGCUCAAGAACGCCUACCCUUCGGCUAAGCUUGUCGGAGGUGCCAGCGAGGUCCAAGUCGAGGUUCGGUUCAAGGGUUCCGAUUUUGCUGUGUCUGUCUACGUGUCAGACAUUGAGGAGCUCCAGGAGACGAAGCUGCCGAAGUCAGAGGCGGAGUGGGAUGCCAUGACUGAGAUCAACUUGGGAGCUAAUACGCCGCUCAGCGAGUUGGAGCAUGUCUGUAAAACGGUGUACGACAAGCUCGGUCAACGCGGCUUGGUCGUGGAAGCUCUCCGCAAGCAGCUGCGAUACUUCGCCGGCCGUCAGAUUCGAAAUGUUGCCUCUCUAGCCGGAAACAUCGCCACAGCAUCGCCAAUUUCAGAUGGGAAUCCCGUUUUGCUUGCUGCUGGUGCGCACGUCAUGGUCCGCAGUAAAAAUGGCGGUCCCGUUGCGCUUCCAAUGUCCAAGUUCUUCCUCGCUUACCGAACCACCACUCUCCCUCCAGACGCAGUGAUUACUCACGUUCGCAUUCCACUGCCUGCAGUCGGGGCGCGCGAGAUUACAAAAGCAUACAAACAAGCAAAGAGAAAAGACGAUGACAUUGCCAUUGUCACCUCCGCAUACCGUGUCCGCUUGGAUGACACAGGUGUCGUCACAGACAUCUGUCUUGCUUACGGCGGCAUGGCUCCUACCACGAUUGAGGCAAAGAACGCAAGGAAAGCAUUACUCGGGAAGACUUGGUUCGAAUCGGCGACUUUGGAGACCGGAAUGGAUGCCUUGGCUGCAGAUUUCAAUCUCCCGUACAGCGUCCCUGGAGGAAUGGCGCAUUACCGCAGAGCUCUUGCCGUGUCGCUCUUCUUCCGUUUCUGGCACGAGGUCGCCGCAGAGUUGGGUCUUGGAGAAGUCGACCAGGACCUCAUCCAAGAGAUUCACCGGGAAUUAUCAUCUGGUACCCGUGACAACUACAACCCGCACGAGCAACGAGUCGUUGGAAAGCAGAUCCCGCAUCUCUCAGCCUUGAAGCAGUGCACCGGCGAAGCCCAAUAUGUUGACGAUAUCGAGCGCCAAGACAGAGAACUGUUUGGCGGAAUGGUGAUGUCUUCGAGAGCCCACGCGAAGUUAGUCGAGGUCGACUGGACACCUGCGCUGUCGCUGCCGGGAGUGGUGGGUUACAUCGACAAAACCAGUAUUCCAAAAGAAGCCAAUAUCUGGGGCUCUGUAAAGAAAGACGAAACCUUUUUCGCUGACGGCGAAGUUCUUUCUCAUGGCCAUACCAUCGGAAUGGUCUAUGCAGAGACAGCACUGCAGGCCCAGGCGGCUGCGAGGGCCGUCAAGAUUGUAUAUGAAGACCUCCCGGCAAUUCUUACGAUCGACGAGGCCAUCGAGGCUAAAAGCUACUUCGCUCACGGCAAGCAGCUGAAGAAGGGACUUGCCAUCGAGGGGAGGAUGGAUGAGGCGUUUUCAAAAUGCGACCGAAUCUUCACCGGUGUUACUAGAGUGGGCGGGCAGGAGCACUUCUACCUGGAGACCAAUGCUGCUCUGGCUAUUCCUCACAAGGAAGAUGGCUCCAUGGAAGUAUGGACCUCUACCCAGAACACUACCGAGACGCAGGAAUUCGUCAGCCAGGUACUCGGCGUUCCCAGCAACAGGAUCAACGCUCGGGUCAAGCGGAUGGGAGGCGCGUUUGGAGGAAAAGAAUCCCGCAGCGUACCCAUCGCCUGUUUGUGCGCCAUUGCUGCGAGAAAAGAAGGCCGCCCUGUACGAAUAAUGCUCAACCGCGACGAAGACAUGAUGACGACCGGGCAAAGACAUCCGAUCCAGGCACGCUGGAAGGUUGGCACGUCAAGAGACGGCAAGCUCCUGGCCUUCGACGCUGACGUCUAUGACAAUGCCGGAUACUCCCAGGACAUGUCCGGCGCCGUUAUGGAUCGUUGCUGCACACACAUCGAGAACUGUUACAACAUACCCGACGCUUGGAUCCGAGGGCACGUGUGCCGCACCAACAUCCACAGCAACACGGCCUUCCGCGGAUUUGGCGGCCCGCAGGCCAUGUACAUCGCCGAGCAGAUCAUGUACGCCAUCGCUGAAGAAACUGGGUUCGACAUCGACGACCUGCGCGUUAAGAACCUGUACCAGAUUGGCGACAGGACGCCCUUCCUGCAGCAGAUAGAUGUGGAUUGGCACAUCCCGACGAUGCUCGACCAGCUCAAGAAGUCUGCGGACUUCGAGGCUAGGAAGGCGGCCAUCCGUGAGUUCAACCGGACGCAUAAGUGGAAGAAGCGGGGCAUCAGCAUGAUCCCGUCCAAGUUUGGCCUGAGCUUCGCCACAGCACUGCACCUCAACCAGGCCGGUGCGUACGUUAAAAUAUACGCCGACGGCAGCGUGCUGCUGCAUCAUGGCGGGACGGAGAUGGGCCAGGGCCUGUACACGAAGAUGUGCCAGGUGGCGGCGCAGGAACUGGGCGUGCCGCUCGACGCCAUCUUCAACCCGGACUCGCAAAGCUACCAAAUCGCCAACGCGUCGCCCACAGCCGCAUCAAGUGGCAGCGACCUCAAUGGCAUGGCUGUCAAGAAUGCGUGCGACCAGCUGAACGAGCGGCUGAAGCCUUACUGGGACAAGUACGGCAAGGAUGCGGAGUUCAAGACGAUCGCGCACGCGGCGUACAUCGAUCGCGUCAACUUGGCCGCCAACGGCUUCUGGAAGAUGCCUAGGAUCGGAUACGUGUGGGGGGAGUACGACGUGAAGAAGGUGAAGGACAUGUACUACUACUUCACCCAAGGCGUCGCCUGCUCGGAAGUCGAACUCGACUUGCUCACCGGCGAUCACACUACCCUUCGUUCCGACAUCCUUAUGGACGUCGGCCAAAGCAUCAACCCGGGCAUCGACUAUGGUCAGAUCGAAGGCGCCUUCGUACAGGGCGUCGGUCUCUUCACCAUUGAGGAGUCCCUCUGGACCUCCCGAGAGGGCCAGCUCGCCACCCGCGGCCCCGGCACGUACAAGAUCCCGGGCUUCUCGGACAUCCCGCAGGUCUUCAACGCGGCCAUGCUGAGGGUCGAUGGCGAGGGCAAACCACUGACAUGGAAGCAUUUGAGGAGUGUGCAGAGUAGUAAGGGGAUUGGGGAGCCGCCGCUUUUCUUGGGCUCAACGGUGUUCUUUGCGCUCAGAGAGGCGGUGAAGGCGGCGAGGAGGGAUAAUGGGUUGGUGGACAAAAUGAAAGGUGGCAGAGGAGAGAGAUUUUGCUUGGAGAGCCCCGCGACGGCGGAGAAGUUGCGAUUGGCGGUCGGCGAUUCGAUUGUGAAGAAGACGGCGGUGGUGAAGAAGGAGGGAGAGACGCCGUUCUUUGUGACGGUUGCUUGA
Lasiodiplodia theobromae is the source of this 4482-nucleotide messenger RNA. Its product is annotated as Xanthine dehydrogenase. Lineage: Eukaryota; Fungi; Ascomycota; Dothideomycetes; Botryosphaeriales; Botryosphaeriaceae. The transcript has 2 exons. The record is from RefSeq and is a predicted model, not a curated record. The coding region runs from base 1 to 4482 and encodes 1493 amino acids. Gene Ontology annotation, molecular function: 2 iron, 2 sulfur cluster binding; iron ion binding; oxidoreductase activity.